AUGACAGAAAAAGCCACCUCGGAGGCCCUCGCCUGUGGUCCGGAGGAAACCGCCUCUGAGUCUGCCAAGGCACCCAGCGCAGAGCCUUCUGGAGAAACAGCAGCAUCGGAGUCUGCUGGGGAAGAGUAGGCUCCCGCACCAUAGGAGCCCGCCCCUCAGGCACCGGCCCACACCCCCGCAGCCACUAAACCUGCACCUCCAAAUGAAGACAUCCCCAGUGCCCCGCUGCUGCUGGCCGUGGAGGAUGUGAGCGACAGCUCAGUGACCGUGAGCUGGGAGCCCCCAGAGAGUCUAGGGCGGCUGGGGCUCCAGGGCUAUGUGCUAGAGCUCUGCCGAGAAGGAGCCUCUGAGGGGGUGCCCAUGAAUGCCCGGCCCAUGAUGGUGACCCAGCCGCCGACCGUGCGGAACCUGGCUCCAGGAGACCAAUUCUUCCCGCGUGUGGCUGCAGUGAGCUCUGCGGGGGCCGGCCCGCCAGCUGUGCUAGAGCAGUCUGUCCACAUCCAGAAGAUGAUCGAGGCCCCCAAGAUCCGCGUCCCCUGCCAUCUUCGUCAGACCUACAUCCGCCAGGUGGGAGAGACCGUCAGUCUGCAAAUCCCCUUCCAGGUAGCUCCUCCCUUCCGGGGAAGUCCUAAGGCUCAGGCCUCUUGGACCCACAGUGGCCACGCCCUGGACAGCCAGCGAGUACACGUGUGCACUGGGGACCAGGACUCCGUCUCGGCCCAGCGCUCCGACUCAGGCCGCUACGAGCUCACUGUGCAUCUCGAAGAUUCGGAGGCCAGGGCAGCCAUUGACAUCCUGGUGGUUGAGAAACCUGGGCCCCCCAGCAGCAUCUGGCUCCUGGACGUCUGGGGCUACGACGUUGCCCUUGAGUGGACACCGCCCCAGGACCCAGGCAACACAGAGCUCCUAGGCUACGUGGUGCAGAAGGCAGACAAAAAGGGGUGAGGCCUGUUGGAGCCGAGUGGGCAAUGGUUCACGGUGCUGGAGCGCUACCACCUGACCACCUGCACUGUCUCUGACCUCAUCGUGGGAAACGCCUACUCCUUUCGGGUCUUCUCGGAGAACCUGUGUGGACUCAGCACCUUGGCUGCCGUCACCAAGGAGCCAGCCCGGAUCCGGAAGGCAGAUAUCGUUGCCAAGCCUAAAGGGUUUGUCGAGCAAGACUUCUCAGAAGCCCCUUCAUUUACCCCGUCCCUGGCUGACCACACCUCCACCCCGGGCUACAGCACUCAGCUCUUCUGCAGGGUCCAAGCACUGCCCAAGCCCAAGAUAAUCUGGAUGAAAACCAAAAUGGACAUCCAGGGUGACCCCAAAUACCACGCCCUCUCUGAGCAAGGUGUCUGCACCCUGGAGAUCCGGAAGCCCCGCCCCUUUGAUUCCGGGCUCUACACCUGCAAGGCCAUCAGUGUGCUAGGGGAGGCAUCUGUGGCCUGCCGGCUGGAGGUCAAAGCGGAUGGCUUUGCUCCCUGGUACCUGCCUAGCCUCCUCCCCGAGCGGCUGGUGCCCAGGAGCCAGAAGUAG
Molecule: messenger RNA, 1521 nt
Organism: Puma concolor (puma)
Lineage: Eukaryota; Metazoa; Chordata; Mammalia; Carnivora; Felidae
Source: RefSeq, a predicted model, not a curated record